Molecule: messenger RNA, 1277 nt
Organism: Drosophila biarmipes
Lineage: Eukaryota; Metazoa; Arthropoda; Insecta; Diptera; Drosophilidae
Product: protein suppressor of variegation 3-7
Exons: 2
Coding region: 92-1174 (360 amino acids)
Molecular function (GO): DNA binding
Source: RefSeq, a predicted model, not a curated record
CGGUAAACGCGUUUUGUGGGAUUUGCGGCUCAGCUGCAGCACGGUCAUACCGCACUUAAUUUUGUUUAUAUUUUGGAAAAAGACAGCCCAAAUGUCGAACCUCCAGUUAACUCAGGAAAAACUAGAUGCCCUACGCUCCGAGUACAGGCCACGCCGGCCGUGCGCCCUGCUGAAAUACCCGAGGCCCAAGACGAAGCCCGAGUACCAGGCGAUAUACCCGUGGUUGCUCCCCGAUGAAACGGAUCCGCACUUCGUAUUCUGCGCGGUCUGCGAGUGCCGGCUCAGCUGCAAGAGAUCGGAUCUGGGCAAGCACGAGGGCAGCAUCAAGCACUCGGAAAAUGCCCAAAGAAAAGCGUUGCCGGUCAAGGACAAUCACACGGUGGCGGAGGGUUCCGGCGCUGGCGUGAUGAAGUGGGAGUACAACGAGGACGAGGAGGGUCUGCUGCCAUACGGAACGGAGCCUCCAGAUGACGAGACCGAGGAGGAGGAUGGCGAUGCGGACGAAACGGAGGCGGAUUGCGAGGAGGACGACGAGCAGCCCCAGGAACAGGAGGGGCACAACGAUCUCGAAACAGAGCCUGCCAUCAAGCAGCAGCGCCGCAUCUCGGAGACGGACUCACAGCAUUCCGGCAUGCUGGACUAUCUGCCACUCCACGUGACCAUCAACGAGUUGCCUGCGAGUGUUCCGUCCACUGUCUCCUCCUACCCCACCUCUUCCACGGCACCACCAGCAGCUCCGCCCUGCAGAAUCACCAUUAAGAAGGUGCCCGCUCCGAGUACUCCGCCCAGUGGGGUUUGCCAAGCCCAGGAGAUCAGUUCCAAGGCCACUAUCACGCCCAUACACACCACGCCCUCCUACGCCGCCCGUCAGCUGCAGUCCUAUCAGCUGCAGCAGAUGUCGCCCAUAGCGCCACCGCGCGAUUCCCUGGAACUCUUCUUCGAUAGCAUAUGCGCAACUGUCAAGAGCCUACCUCCCAAACUGGCCACUGAGGGCAAGAUCCGAGUGAUGCAGCUCAUCGGAGAGUUGGAACUGCGCGCCCUGGGCGAGCAGGAGACAUCUUCUCAGUCCGCCCGACCUCAGGGCCUUGAUCUCGCCGGAAGCUCAGCAUCCGGAGCAGCCGAAGCGCCCGGCAGUGGUCAACAGAAUUCCACUGUGGCCUCCACCACAAAGUAAAUCAGAAGUGAAAAAGGUUUUAAACCGAGCUCAAGUAUAUUAUUUUUUGUUUACAUUUUGUUAACUGAUUUUCUUGAAUAAAGCUAUUAAUUAGUUGUUGUCA